Messenger RNA from Empidonax traillii (willow flycatcher), 2650 nucleotides. RefSeq names its product probable G-protein coupled receptor 83. The record is from RefSeq and is a predicted model, not a curated record. Gene Ontology annotation, biological process: neuropeptide signaling pathway. Gene Ontology annotation, cellular component: membrane. Lineage: Eukaryota; Metazoa; Chordata; Aves; Passeriformes; Tyrannidae. Gene Ontology annotation, molecular function: neuropeptide Y receptor activity. The transcript is spliced from 4 exons. The coding region runs from base 303 to 1541 and encodes 412 amino acids.
ACCUGUGGAACUCUUGCUCUUCCUAAUAUAAGAAGGUGCUGAGAGUGUGAAGUCCCAAACCAACCCCUUUAUGAGAUGCCACUGAAUCGUCUUGCCAGUGCCAGGAAACCCCUGCGCCCAGGAAACCUAUUAUAUCUCAGAGGCUCCCUCAGCUUUCUGUUUUAGGGUGGUGUUUGCAAUGGCAGCCGCAUCUUCACCAUCUCCUGGAAAACCAAGGAGCUGAAGCUGAUGGAUCACAUGCUGUCAGCUGCAGCCGUGGUCCCAGUGACCUCAAGCAGAGGAAAGACUGGGGUUGACCCACCAUGCCUUGCUUGCUUCUUCAGCCGUGCAGGUCACAGGUGAUGAGAUUGCUUGAGGAGCUGGACCAUUACUCUUCCCUAACCCAACUCAUGUCCAUCUACCAAGCAACCAACAGGACCAUCUUCAACUGGACAGACAGCCGUGUUACCGAGUGGGAGAAAUUUGCUGAGCUGGCUAAAUAUGAGCCCGAAUCCCAGAAACCAAUCAUGAAAGCUCUCCUAAUCGUGGCAUAUUCGAUCAUUAUUGUAAUGUCUCUCUUUGGGAACAUGCUGGUGUGCCACGUGGUGCUGAAGAACAAGAGGAUGCACUCAGCCACCAGCCUCUUCAUCGUCAACCUGGCUGUGUCUGACAUCAUGAUCACGCUGCUCAACACACCUUUCACUCUAGUCCGGUUUGUGAACAGCACGUGGAUCUUUGGAAAGGCCAUGUGCCACAUCAGCCGCUUCGUGCAGUACUGCUCCCUCCAUGUCUCCACACUGACCCUGACAGCCAUCGCUCUUGACAGGCACCAGGUCAUCCUGAACCCACUGAAGCAGAGGAUGUCCCUGACGAAGGGAGCGCUCAGCAUCUCUGUUAUCUGGCUGAUGGCAACCUGUUUCUCCCUGCCCCAUGCCGUCUACCAAAAGCUUUUCCAGUAUAACUACAGGGAAGCCACUGUCCGGAGUCUGUGCCUCCCUGAUUUCCCUGAGCCCGCAGAGCUGGUAUGGAAGUAUCUGGACCUGUCUACAUUUCUCCUUCUUUACCUGCUGCCUCUGCUGAUCAUCACCGUUACCUACACGCGCCUGGCCAAGAAGCUGUGGCUCCGCAACGCCAUCGGGGACAUCACCACGCGGCAGUACGUCACCCACCACAGGAACAAGAAGAAGAGCAUCAAGAUGCUGAUGCUGGUAGUGGUGGUCUUUGCGGUCUGCUGGUUCCCCCUCAACUGCUACGUGGUGCUCAUCUCAAGUCUGGGCAUCAAGACAAAGAACUCUCUCUAUUUUGCCCUGCAUUGGUUUGCCAUGAGCAGCACUUGCUACAACCCCUUCAUCUACUGCUGGCUGAACGAGAGCUUCCGCGCAGAGCUCAGGGCCCUGCUCUGUAUGUGCCAGAGGGCACCGCAGGCUCAGGACCAGGCACUGCCGCCCGCGGCCGCGUCCUGCCGCGAGGCGUGGAUGGAGCAGGCCAGGUGCAGGAAGGGAACUGUCUCCCAGGCCAUCUGCUCCACCGGGAACCUCCCCACGGCCAACACGGACCUGUGAGCCGUGGGGCUGAGGGGAGUUACCUGGGGGUGUGGGACAUCAAAAAGCAUCUCCUUGUCUCUCCUCAGAAGCCAACAUUGCUGCUCUGAUGUUUCACUGCUGACUUUUGCCUGGUCUCGCUGUAGCCCCUCCUAUUGCUCGGCAUGGAGGGUGAAUAGCCUCUCCAGCACCCUACCAGUAAAACCCCUGCUGCAGCUGGCCCAGGGAGCAGGAGUACAUGCAGGGCACAUGGAGCUCCUCAGACACAGAAAUCUGCUUUUGGGGAUUCUCAUUUAUCGUUAUCAGUGAACCCAGAUUUCUAUCACUACUCACACUGGCCUGAGUCGCUGGCCUGGAACAAGUGCCACGACAUGAAACUUGGCACAGCAUCAGAAACAGACUGUGCUUGAAGGAAGGACUUGGACAUUCAGAUGAACUUCAUCCAUAGGGAGUUUCACCAGAUAGUUUAUAGCAAAGCCUUCUGACAGAAGGAAAGGUUUUCAACAGUAACUUCCCCCUCAGAUGCUGCUGUUCCUCCUGCCCCAUGUCCGUACCGCUGACAGCAGCAGGAACCCAGCCCCGACUGAGAGGAGCAAGGAUACACCCCAGGAGCCAUGGCUGCAGCCUCAGAUGGCACGAUAACCAACUAAUUUGGUCCAUUGAGAAGUUCUUUGUAUUAUAAAUAUAUUAAUUCAGGAAAUAGAGCUACAAUGGCACUCUAUGGAAUGUCACAAAUUAUUUCAUCAGAGCUGUAGUAUUCACUCACUGAAAAAUGGAAUCAUUCUGCCUCAUUACUAGUGGCUGUAAAAGUCUCAUUUAAACAACAGGAGGGCAAGAAAGGACUGGAAAGAAUGUCCUGUGAGGAGCAACUGAGGACUCUGGGACUGCCUAGUUGGUGCAAACCAGGUGAUGAAUUCCAGUAGCCCAAAGGAACUGUGGCUUCUGGGGGCAGGGAUGCUCCUGGUCUGCCCUGGCGAUAGCCCAGACAGAGCAUCUGCCCAGGGAGGAGGUGGGGGGGCCCUGGUCACUGGAGGUGAUGAGGACAUACUCCCACCACUUCCUGGGGCAUGAUAAGCCAGAACAAAGACUGGAAACCAAGGACUGAUUUUUUUUUUCUCCUUUUAUGCAGC